AUGAAGUGCCUCAUGGUCGCCGCAGUAACCGCUGGUGUGGCAACGGUCCGAGUUACCGGAGGUUACCGAGGCGGUGGAGGUGCCGGUAGUUAUGGGGGCGCUCUGGGUGCCUAUGGAGCUAGCGGCUACGGAGCAGGUUACAGUGGGGGCGGGGGUUACGGCGAUGGCAGCAGUUUUGGAAGUGCUAGCUACGACAGUGGAAGUUAUGGAGGCGCAGGUUAUGUGGACGCAGGUUACCGUGGGGAUGUUGGAGGAUACCGUACGGGAAGCUUCGAAAGCGCGCGCUACGGCGGUGCGGAUGGUUACAGCGGAAGCUUCGAGAAUUCGCUAGGCAGUUACGGAGGCGGGCGUUACAGCAAUGCAGAUGGUUUCGGAGCCAAGGAUUACGAUGGAAAAGGCGGGAGCUAUGGCGGUGACGACUAUGGCGGUACUGUUGGAAUUCUUGGCGGAGCAAGUGGCUAUGGAAGAGGCGCCUAUGAAGGCAGUGGCGGUCUGGGUGAAGUCGGUAGCGUAGGACGACGUGGUUAUGGAAACGCAGCUGGAGGAUAUGCAGCUGCAUCGACAACGAACUCUGUAUCGUCCUCACUGACUUUGCCUUCAGUAGGAACUGCUGCUGUAGCGAGGGCUGAACGACUGAAAACAGCGGUUGAUCUGUCGGCGACACCAGUUGCUUCAACGGUGUCAUCGAAAAAUGAGGAAGUGGGCGAGCAGGACAAGAAGAAGGUAAAAGUCUGA
Messenger RNA from Varroa destructor (honeybee mite), 735 nucleotides. RefSeq lists its product as uncharacterized. The record is from RefSeq and is a predicted model, not a curated record. NCBI's taxonomy places the organism in Eukaryota, Metazoa, Arthropoda, Arachnida, Mesostigmata, Varroidae.